CGGCUGGGCGAAGAUGUUGCAGAAUAAAAUCACUUGUUUACCUUAUCUACUGCUUAGGAAAAGCAAAUCUGCCAUCUGAAUGAGGAACACUGCUUGCCCUCAGUCUGUCACUUUUUACUUCCAUAGUGAAAUUUUCAUCCCAAAAUCUGUUGUAAAGUGCCCUGCAUUUAUGUUGGAACAAAACUGAAAUACAUUCACCACUUUUUAUCUUGAGACCCUUCAAUGAAUUCGGGUUUCAAACAUCUGUCAACCAGGUACAUUCAUCCAACAGCAAUGAAGCUUCUGCUGGUGUUUGAUUUUGACCAUACAGUUGUAGAUGAAAACACUGAUACCUGGAUUGUGAAAUGUGCACCUGCUUCAAAACUUCCUGAUGAAAUAAAACAUUCCUAUAAAAAAGGAUAUUGGACGGAAUAUAUGGGCAGAGUAUUCAGAUACCUGGGGGACAAUGGAGUGAAAGAAGAAGAGAUGAAAAGGACUAUGACAACACUCCCUUUCACUGCAGGAAUGAAAGAUCUCCUGGAUUUUAUUGGUAAACACAAAGACUUUUUUGACUGCAUAAUUAUUUCAGAUUCCAAUGCAGUAUUUAUUGAUUGGAUUUUAAAAGCUGCUAAUGUCUCUCACCUGUUUGAUAAUGUGUUUACAAAUCCUGCAAGCUUUGAUGGCUCUGGCUAUCUUACUGUACAGAAUUGUCACAUUCAUGAUUGUGCCAAAUGCCCUGUAAACCUCUGCAAAAGAAAAAUCUUAGAAGAAUUUGUAGAAAACCGUUUAACUACAAAUAUGAAGUACUCACAAAUUAUCUAUAUAGGUGAUGGUGGGAAUGAUCUGUGCCCAGUAAUGUAUUUGAAAAAGAACGACAUUGUUAUGCCAAGACAUGGAUAUAUGCUGGAGAACAUGAUUUCUCAGUUGUCUCAAAAACUUGUUCCUGUGGAGGCAUCGGUCGUCAGCUGGUCAUCUGGCAUCGAGAUACUGGAAUAUUUAGAGUUACUUAUAAAACGAUAGUUCUUCGUAAUGAUGAUAAACAGUAAAUAAAUGGUGCUGCUAUUUUGAUCUUUGUAUGGUAGGAUCAGUUCCCUGUGAAUGUUAGAAAUUUUAACACUUUGUUUACACCACUUUAAUUCAUUGUCUUCCCUUCUACAUAGUCAGUAAUUGAAGGGAGAUGGGAUGGUUGGGAAGUGGAUUUGAAAAUGGAGAUGAAAAUACUGAAUGAAGCAGAUGCCAAAGUAAUUGUCAAAUGUAGUUGCUAUGUAACAUCUAUGUAAAGGAGCAAUAUGGUCUGUUUUAUGACAAAUUAGGUCUCCUCUAACUGUUUACAGGACAAGAAAAUGUAGGGUAACUACUUUUCAGAAUAUCCUUUUCUAUAAAUAAAAUUUUGUUCAAAUUCUGCAAAAUGGCAAAAACCACUAGUAGAAAGUUGAAAGAUUACAUUGCCUCAAGGCAAGACUGGGCUAUGGUAUCCCACUUUCAGCAGCAGUAAUUUUUUAUCCAUCUGUUAAUUUUACCUAAAGGCAUGUGGGUUAAUUUUUUGUUGACCUAAAUGAAAUGUAGUUUUGGUUUUAAUUUUUACCAGCAUAUUUAUGUCCCCAAGAUCCCUGUUAUUGGCAAGGUAUCUAAAGAUCUUCAUUGUAUGUAAUUAAGAAGGCAUUUCUUCAUGAUCUCAUCAUAUAAUUUAUUGUGGACAAUUAUUCUGUGUGUUACACAAAAUGUUUCUUGCACAUCUGUACAACAUGGCAGCUGUCCCUCUUCCCAUUUAACAGAUACUCUUCCAUUUAGUAAAUAAUGAUCAUUAUUCUGUAUCUAUCAGAUUAAUUGGUCAAAAAGCUAUGAUAUAACACACAGGUAGUAUCAGCAAGGAAUAAAUAGGAGCAACGUUUACUUUCUUUUUUCACUCAUCCUUACUAUGCAAAUGCAUUGUGAGGAAUUCACAGCCCAAGAUGCAGUGAAAUAAAUAUAUUCCCCUUGAAUUCCUAUGUGCAACAUUGGAGGUUCAAGGUGGAGACAUUGCAAACAAUUUUAGGUUGUUGGAAAUUGAAUGAUUGCUUGUUAUCAGAGAUUUAUGAGAAGAUUAAGUUUCAAUCACAUGAGCAGUCACAAUCAACUCAGAGCACUUCUCCUUCAGUCUGGCUUCAAUACCCAUGAUAUUCACCGAAAUAGUAGUUCCUUUGAUAGUGUUUCUCAAACACCAAGGGGCCCAAUUGUUUCUCUAGUUAGACACUACCUUGUGAAAACUGAGUGCAGAAAGAAGGUUAUCAAAGAUUUCAAACUCAUUUUGCAGCAUCUCCAGAUUUAUCAGAAAUUGCUGAUAAAUUUCAUAGUCAACUAGUGUCAACAUAGAUAACCAUCUUUGGGUAGAAAUAAGCAAACUGUGUGUAUUUUAGCUUUCAAAAGAAAGGAAAAGUAAAAUAAAAGAGGAAAUAGUCACUUUGAGAAAACAAUAGAUUUAAUGCAUCUGGCCAAAAUGCUAGGGAUACUCAUUGCAACUAUUCAAAUAGUUCUGCAGCCAAGGCUUCUCACUAAGUCAUUGCAUGUGUUCAUGAGACCUUACCAGAAGGAAGUGAUCUGGAAAUUACACAUUUUUGGCAGUUGCAGAGAGAUGGACCAUACAGGUUUACUUUGAAGUUCCACGGGACUUACAAGUGUGUAUAAAUCUGCAGCCAUAAAUUUCAAAUUAGGAUUUUUCUGAAAUGAUUGUGUUACUGAGGCACGAUAUGUAUCUUUACUAAUACGCGUGAGUGUAUCUCCCAGAGUUUCUAAUCCAUUUUCUCACAAUUUUAUAAACUAUUUGUUUUAAUGAAGGCUUUGAAACAUGUAAUAUAUUGUGUUACAUUAAUCCUUCUCCUAUUGUGAAAAAUGAUUGUGUUAAUGUUUUUAUUGAAUAUGUGGAAAAGCCUAUUUAGUAUAUCUAUGUUUUGAAAGUGAUGAUAAAAAUGUGGGGAGUAAAAACUAGAAAAAUAGCUGUUGACUAGCUUCCAGUUCUUUCAUGGCAAUCCUCUUUUUCAAGAGUUUGUCUUCUAAAAUUCAAAUUUUGAAGCUAAAGGGCUUGGUACAGUGAGCAAUAAAUAUUUGUGAAAAUCCAGCUUUCACUUAUGUUGUUUUGUCUGAAUACAAUGUGCCUGCUGCAGCUUUUGGAGUCUGUAUAUUGUUUUGAAAUAACAAAGACAUAACUGUAAUUUAUCCUGUUUUGUAAUAUUUUGUAUUUAAAGAUCAAUGCUUGUAUCAAUAAUAAUUAAUUAAAUAUUUUAUUAAGUAACUACAUUGUAAUGUGAAAUAUUUGGCUUGAUAUUAACAUAUACUUGUAAUAUAAGGAAGCAGGAUAUGUUUACAUAUAAAAAUAUGAUGUAUAAGGGUAUUGUUCCCUGAACGUGGUUAGCGGUUUUUGCACUCAGUCAUUGUCAAAGAACCAUGUGAUAUGUGCAAGAAGAAUUUAUCAGCCUUAUAAAAUUGUUCCUUGGUCAAUGCUUCUGAAGAUAAGAAUAAAUUUAUGCUGUGGUUUAAAAUACUUAUAUUUCAGUACCAUUAACCCUAAGCGAGGUAAGAGUUAUUGUUAAAACAAUAAAACAUAUUCUGGAAUAAUCUAAA
Anolis carolinensis (green anole) is the source of this 3576-nucleotide messenger RNA. RefSeq names its product phosphatase, orphan 2 (gene phospho2). The transcript has 4 exons. NCBI's taxonomy places the organism in Eukaryota, Metazoa, Chordata, Lepidosauria, Squamata, Anolidae. The record is from RefSeq and is a predicted model, not a curated record. Gene Ontology annotation, molecular function: phosphatase activity. The coding region runs from base 223 to 999 and encodes 258 amino acids.